AUGGAUAAAAGAUCUCUUCUAAUUGAACUUCUUGAAGAUUUCCCAAAUUUUCAAAACAAUAACGAUAAGACGCGAAAAAUCUUAGUAGAACUGUGUAUCAAUGCCUCAAAAACAGAACUAGAGGAAUUCACCAAUGAAUUAUCACAACUUCUGUGCAGCUCUCCUGAUGACUACCUAUUAUCAAUGCAAGCAUUUUUUUCAUUUCUUUACAACGAUUCUUCAUGUGUCACUACACGUCUCAAAACAUGGCUUCCCGAUUUUGCAUUAAUGACAAUCAACAAUAUUAUAUUGCCAAACUUGCAACACUCUGAUAUUCACAGUUUUGGAUUGAUUCUUUACUAUUGUAUUGAAUUACUCUGGCGUGCUCGAAAUGACAAAUUUUACACAAAUUUAACUCUUCAAACCUUAAAACGCGUCUUCCGCACAAUACUUACUGUGUAUGGUGCCUUGCAAAUUUUGAUAUCAAGUCCUCCUGGUCAUCAUUGCUUCAAACGCGUUCUAUUCGACUUCAACUUAAUUAAUCAGAUUGAAAAAGAUGAAAUGCUUAAAGCAGUUGAUAUUAUCGCAGCCCUUAUUGAAAAGUGUUAUAAGCAUAAAGAAGUUUCCUCUCAGCUUUCAGAAGGAUUUUCUAUAUACAAAGCCUGUACAGCAUUAUUGAAAACUUUAGAAACCCACUAUAAUUCAAAACUGACCACCAAGAAAAACUUAUUAGCACCUACUCUGCAAAAUAUGGUUAAGCUUGAAAAAAAGGAAUAUAGAACGAAACAUGGAAAUGAGAAGCAAAACGACACAGCUAAUAACUCUAUUAACUCUGAUAUAAAUUUGACAUUCUUAUCUACUCGGGAUGAACAACAUCUUAAUCUUUUAGGGAUGAAAUUCCCACAGAAGUUAUCACAUUUACCCAACUUUUUGAAGGAACUAGAACAACGGAAAAUAAAUACAUUUCAAAAUUUGAUUGGAUUCAUGCCGUGCAUAAGUUGUCACGAAAGAGCCCUCAUUAGUCUUUAUCCUGAAAAAUAUAAAAAUUCUUUGAAUGUGGAACAAGAAGAUAGUAGUAUGGUAUCAAAACAACUUUUAUGUCUUCCAUUCGAAUUUAACAAAGAUGAUAAACUUGGAUCAUGGGAUAUUCUACUAAGCGAAUAUGCAAUUAGAGAUAUUCAGAUAUUGGAGUUUUCUUAUGGUAUUAAGGUAACUGAGGAAGCUAUGAAGAAACUCUGGCAGAUAUCGUCAGGAAAAUGGAAAAAGCAUGACCUAAUAUAUAAGGUGUCAUCAUCUCAUAAUAUUCCUGUCUAUGAAGUUAAAGUUCCAGGCAAUAAUGGUCUGAGAAUCAUAUGGCAAAUUGAUCACGGAUUUUCUGUUCGCAGCCUUUUGUUCUCUCAACAUGUAAAGAUUUGGGCUAUUACUGACAACCAAGAACAAAUUAACUUGAUAUUAGAAAAACUUAAGAUAGUUCAUCAAGUUUAUAAUGCUAGACAUAAACGACGAUGCGAAUUCCAACAAAUGAGUAAAAAUAGAGUUAUUUUACCGAGAUGCUUUAGUGAUGAACUGGAAACAAAAUUCAUAGACAAUGAUCCGGAGGUGGAUGAUGAGAAUGAUGAGAAACUCUUAGAAGUUCAUAAGAUACUUAUUACUAAUAAGUUUUUUCCUUUAUCAAAGAAUUUGAUCAGGUCGCUUGUCUUGAAUGGCCCCAAUUUCACUUUUCAGGUUUCCAAGAAAGAGUACGAGAUCAUUAAUUAUCCUACUUCAGCAAUUAUUAUUGGUCGAUCAGGAACUGGAAAAACAACGAGUUUAAUGUUUAGACAGAUAUCUUCGUACCAAAUAAAUCAACUUAGUAAAACAUCAACUUUAAAUGAAGCAGUCGUCCUUGCUGGAAAAACGGCUGCUGAAUAUAAUGAAUACGUCAGGACAAGAGAAGAAACUGAUGAUAUCGAAGAGAAAGAUGACAUGAUACUUGAAGAGGAUGAUGAAGAAGAGGAGCUAAGCGAAAUUCCUGAUUCAUUUCGCCUACUGAAGGAUAAUCAUUUCCCAUUAUUUAUUACCUAUAAAAAGUUUUCCAGAAUGCUUCAGGGAACUUAUGGAAUUGAUGUUUCUAAGCUUACUAAACAAAAAAAACAUGAUGCAAAAGACAAUGAUUUAUAUAAUAAUGAAGAUGAGGAAUUUCAUCAUAGAUCUUCUAUAUUAAACUUAUCUAAUGCAUCAUGGCAUCACUUUAUUAACUAUAACCUUUUCCAAAAAAAAUAUUGGCCUCGCUUUAAUAAUCAUUAUAAGAAGAAAUUGAAUUGCGAGCAAGUUUUUUCCGAAUUCGCUGUUAUUAAGGGAACAAAUCCUGAUGUAGAAUUUCUAUCAAGAGAGGAUUAUCGAGUUAUCAGUACAAAGAAAUAUCCACUAUUUCAAAACAAUCGUGAUGAAAUUUAUAAUUUAUUUGAACGAUAUGAAAAAAUGAAAUCAAGAAACGGUGACUAUGACUCAAUAGAUAGAACACAAGCAAUCUCGCGCUAUAUCAAAAUGAAAGCACUUGUUGGUCCGCAUAUUCAUGAAGUAUAUAUCGAUGAAUUUCAGGACAACAAAAUCGUAGAUUUAGCACUUAUAUUGAAACUAUUUGAAAAAGCCGAUAGCAUUUUUAUGGCUGGAGAUAUUGCGCAAUGUAUUGCCGAAGGAUCAUCCUUCCAAUUCCGGGGCAUGUAUCAUUUACGCUCAUUAAUGUAUAAUUGGGAACUUAAUCGGAUCCAACCUAUUUAUAACCCACCAAAACCAAAAAAGUUCCAUCUAAAUACUAAUUAUCGUUCCCACAAUGGAAUUCUUCGCCUUGCUGCAUCAAUAAUUGAUCUCAUUUUGCAAUUUUUUCCUAAUUCUAUUGACCGGUUAAAUCGUGAACAUGGUGAAAUUGGUGGUCCCCGGCCUGUUAUAUUUGAGGGAUUUCAAAUUGAAACUGAACAUAAAUCUGCACCCAAAGUUAUUGAAUUAGAUAUUAAUGAAUUAGGUGCUAUUGAAUUAGGUGCUAGGCAGGUUAUUAUAGUUCGUGAUAAAAAAACUAAAGAUCGUCUGAAGACUUAUAAGUUGGGAUUGGUUUUGACUAUUUAUGAGGCGAAGGGCAUGGAGUUUGAUGAUGUGCUAUUGUAUAAUUUUUUUACUGAUUCCGAAGCAGGUCGAAAGUGGCGAGUAAUUCUUUCCACUGUGAGUGGUUAUUCUAAAGGGGUACAAACAUUCUCUCCUGAGGAACAUUAUAUCCUUUGCUCUGAGCUCAAGAAUCUCUACGUUGCUGUGACAAGAUCUCGCCAGCAUCUUUACAUUUUUGAUGAAAAUUUUGAAUAUAGUAAUGCAAUGCAGACAUACUGGAAAUAUAAGAAUCUGGUCAAAGUGCGCCCAAGUAGAAAACUUGACACUUUCUUUUCUUUGGCUAAGAAAAGCAGUCCACAUGAGUGGUGUCUACAAGGAAAAAUUUUUUUCGAACAGCGACAGUAUGAACAAGCCAUCUUCUGCUUUGAAAAAAGUGGAAAUGAACGUCUUCGCAAACUAGCCGAUGCAUAUAAUAAACAGGAGAUUGCCAGGGACUCCGUUAAUGACUCGGAUGACUAUGUAAUAAAGUACAAUUUUGUAUCUGCUGCUAAGGCUUUUAUAGAUUGUUCCCGGUCAGCUAAGGCAGCUUUAUGUUAUAAGGAUAUUGGUAUGUGGAAAGAGGCAGGAGACAAUUUUACAAAAGCAAAGAAGUAUAAUGAAGCCAUUUUAGCCUAUAAAGAAGAAAAAAAUGGAAAAUUAUAUCCAAUAAUAAUCGAUUUGAUGAAAAGCCACGCGAAUGAAAUUGAUAAAAAAAUAUUUCGCCGCAUUACCCGUCUUAUCAACAUCCAUUAUCGUAAUAAUAAUGAUAAUGAAAUGAGUAAGAAAGCCCUUUCGAUUCUUCCAACUCAAGAGGACCAAAUUGAGCUUUUGAAAGAUCAUGCACCAGAAGAGCUUUUGGAAGUCUAUAAGAAGAAGGGUCAGUUUAGUGAUGCCGCCAAAUACUUACGUUCGCUCGGAAAAUUCAAACAGGCUUUCGUCAUGCUAAGCAACCAUCUUGAUAAAAAAGAUAAUUUUAUUGAUUCAUUAUGCUGCCUUCUACACCUUUGCAGAGUAAAUAUACUAGCAGAUACGAUGAGCAACAAAGGUACCCUAAAAGAGUUAGGUGAAUUACUUAAUCAUGCAAAAGAUAUUGACACGAAAGUCAAAUUACAAUCCUUAAAGGAAUCCAAAGAGUGGUAUGGAUCAAUGGAAGAAUUCCAGUUAUAUUCAGCUUAUUUAGAGAGAGACCUAAAUAGAGUUCACAAAUAUAUACAAUUUUACCAGAAGCGUAAUGAUACCAUUGUUGAGUUUCGGGCAUUAAAUAUAUGGUUGAAAAUUCCACCACAAUCCUUCAUUAAUACUGAGUAUUGGCAUGAAAGAUUGCAACAUCUAAUGAGGCUCUGCGAAUUAGCCUACGAUUUUAUAGACCCACGUGAGAAUGUUCAUAACCAAGAAGAAAUCAACAAAAAUUUCGAAGAACUUUUUUUCGUUGAAGAAGUACAAGAUCGCCCAGAUAAACGGAAAAUUUCUUCUGAUAAUCCGAUCAUUUGUCAUAUUGUAGAUGAAAUGAGUGAGGGUUUAGAAGAUUGGCAGGUUUAUAACGUGAAUAUUGUGCACAAGGCAAUCUCAAUGUUUCUUGCUUCACAUAUAUAUGAGCUUAUUUCCAAGGCCGACCAAGAGGGUAGAAAUAUUCCAGACAUAACUUCUGAAAUUUGCUACGAAAAUGUUAAUUGUAAAAAGUAUUAUUGCCGGAAGCAUCACGUGAUCCCAACACCAUCAAUUCUUCGCAAUCGUAUUACACUUGCAUGUCUUCAGUACACCGUAAUGCGACAAUUAGAUACAAUAUAUCGUCGUCGCUUACUUUUUAAGGAGGAAAAUAGUAAAUCAGUUCUGCCUAAACAAAGGUAUUGGGCUGAAAGACUGGUAGACGCUCAUUUUCGUUAUCAAUCUCCGCACUCAAGUUGUCCAGAGAUUACUCAUGCAGAAAUCAUCAAACUUCCUAGACACACAUAUAAUGGGCUUGAAGAACUCUCUUAUAAAGUUUGGUUAGAUAAAGAUUUCAAUCCCUCUGACUUUGAACAAAUGUUAAAAUACAUAUUUGUUUUACUUCAGUUGCGAUGCUCAUGGGGUAUUGAUAAGUUUCACUGGGAAAUAAAAAAGAAAGAAAAAUCUUAUUAUAAUUCCAAUUAUAAGAUUGGUUUUGAAAACACUGGUAGAUAUUUCCUUACAGUCCAAGCAGUCGCAAAACGACUCGCUUUAUUUGUAGAAUAUAUUCGCUCUAACCAAGUGAUUAUGGCGAUAGGACAUUCAAAGAAAUUCAUUGAUUAUUCUUUACAUUAUUCCGAAGAAGUUAACAUAAUUAAAUCUGAAGCUUUUAGUGACCUUACAUCUCUUUUAGAGUUCACAAUGUUUCUGAUUUUAGCCGCUCGUCCUGGAUAUUGCGAUUUUUGCCUUCCCCGAAGUUAUUUGGUUAAUUAUUACGAAUCAUUCAAUUUAAACCCACGCCUUAUUUGUCUAAACAGCGAAAAUAAAUACAAUAAAAAUAACUAUGAUCAAGCAAUUAAGGGUUUAUACUAUCAAGCUGAAAAUAUUCUCAAUAUUAUUACGAAUGAUUAUAGGAAAAUGCAAUACACAACAAUUAUCCUUCGGUUGAUACGACUCCUGACUCUUAUCUGUCUGAAUGAAUCCGGGUUUACAUCAUUUGUACUAGAUCUUUUUAAAAGCCUAAGAAACCAACUUCGCAAUAAAUAUCUGUUAGUAACUAAUCGAGGACAGCUUGUCGACAUCCUAAAUAAUGACCUUAAAGAGAAUGGCUUUGAUUCUUUAGUUAUAGUUUACAACUGGGGAGGAAUGUCUAGAUUUUCUUCUUUGGUGAAACCUGGGAUCACAAUGAUUUCAUAUCACGAUCCUAAUGAAUUUAGUUCUUCCCUUCAGAAAAUUACAACCAAAGAGACAGUAGAGCCCAACUUCCCAAACGACCAACUUUCAUUUCAACCAGCUGAACAAGCUGAUGGGACUCAAGAUACAGCCAUAGCUUGGUUCCGUGAGAUUCACGAUUCUCCCCAGGCCCAAGAAGCAGCAAUUAAAAUCCAAACCUGGUUCCGUCGGAUUCAAAAGCGUCAAUCUCAAUAUGAUCCGACCUUAGAUAAAAUCUACAAAGAAGUAAAAUUAUUCUGCCAAAACGCAACGAAAAAAGAAGAAAGCAAUAAAAUGCACAAGUAUAGCGUGCUCUUAAUGGGACCAACAGUAUAUACAAUUGUGGAACUGUUUAAACUGCAAGACAGAAUGGAUAAAACUCUAAAUAAAUUGAAAAAAAUAAUUAAUAAUCGUUCUUCCGAAGACUCAAAGAUCGAUUAUUGUUUGGAGCUUGAAGAUGAACUAAAGUCCACCCAUUAUGAAAAUGUUGAGUCAACGUUGAAAUCAUUAUCAACGACCGAAAACUCAGAACAACAUAAAGAAGCAAAUAUUGAAUGGUUAGAAAAUGAAUUAGAGCAAGCAAAUAAUAAUAUUGAUUUGGUUUGGGAAUGGAUAGAAAAAUGUAAUGAGGUUAAUUAG
Molecule: messenger RNA, 6591 nt
Organism: Diversispora eburnea
Lineage: Eukaryota; Fungi; Glomeromycota; Glomeromycetes; Diversisporales; Diversisporaceae
Source: the annotation of a GenBank genome assembly